Messenger RNA from Psammomys obesus (fat sand rat), 942 nucleotides. Its product is annotated as olfactory receptor 50-like. Lineage: Eukaryota; Metazoa; Chordata; Mammalia; Rodentia; Muridae. The record is from RefSeq and is a predicted model, not a curated record. Gene Ontology annotation, biological process: G protein-coupled receptor signaling pathway. The coding region runs from base 1 to 942 and encodes 313 amino acids. Gene Ontology annotation, molecular function: olfactory receptor activity; G protein-coupled receptor activity. Gene Ontology annotation, cellular component: membrane. The transcript has a single exon.
AUGAAGAGCACAAGGAAUCGGAGCAGCGCAUCCGAGUUCCUCCUCCUGGGGCUCCCCAUCCGGCCAGAGGAGCAAGGCAUGUACUAUGCCUUCUUUCUGGCUACAUAUCUGACCACGGUGCUGGGGAACCUGCUCAUCAUCCUGCUCAUCAGGCUGGACUCUCGCCUCCACACCCCCAUGUACUUCUUCCUCAGCCACUUGGCCUUCACGGACAUCUCCUUCUCGUCAGUCACGGCUCCAAAGAUGCUCACGAACAUGCUGACUCACACUCAGUCCAUCUCCUACGCUGGCUGUGUUUCCCAGGUGUAUUUUUUCCUGUUCUUUGCAGAUCUUGACAGCUUUCUUUUGACCUCCAUGGCCUAUGACAGGUACGUGGCCAUCUGCCACCCCCUCCACUAUACCAGAAUCAUGAGUCAGACUGUCUGCAUCCUCCUAGUCAUUGUAUCCUGGUUCUUAUCCUUUGCUGGUGCCCUUGUGCACACUCUCCUUCUAGCUCGUCUCUCUUUCCUUCGAGGUAACACUCUCCACCACUUCUUCUGUGACCUGUCUGCCUUGAUUAAGCUGGCCAGCUCAGACACCUCCGUCAAUGAGCUGGUUAUCCUCAUUGUGGGAUCACUAGUCAUCACCGUGCCCUUUGUAUGCAUCCUGGUCUCUUAUGGCCGCAUCGGAGCCACCAUCCUGAGAACUCCCUCCAUCAGGGGAAUCUGCAAAGCCUUCUCCACGUGCGGCUCCCAUCUCUCUGUGGUGUCUCUGUACUAUGGAGCCAUUAUUGGGCUAUAUUUUGUCCCCUCAUCAAACAACACUAAUGACAAGGAUGUCAUAGUGGCUGUGCUGUACACUAUGGUCACGCCCAUGCUGAAUCCCUUUAUCUACAGCCUGAGGAAUCGGGACAUGAAAGGAGCACUGAGGAAUAUGCUUGCAAGAGCAACUUCUUCCAUGUGA